AUGAUGUGGCGUAUGCGCUGUCGCUCCAGGACAAUCUGUCUGUCCUUGGCCUUCAUCGCCAUUUUCCUCCACCUCCUCCUGGUGUUUGUCUCUCUUCCCAUUUACCACCAGCCUUGUAACCUCCCACUGCCACCCAGGACACAAAUCUUGAGAGACCUGGCAAGCGCAAACUACAACUCUGUGGGGAUCAGUGUUCCAGCUGAGCCACAGACUAAAACCACACAUAGAGAUUCUUCCAAUAAAGGUGCCAAUGAGGAUGCCAAAGGUCAUGCCAACCGAGCUGAAUCUGUGGAGUCUGGGCUGUCAAAGCUAGAGGCCCUGUUUGAACAUCCUCUUUACAAUAUGCCCAGCCCUUCUAUCCCUGAGGAGGACUGGCUUUUGAAAGUGAAAUCAAAGGUCAAGGCUAGUGAGAAGAGCUCCCAGAUGUGGGUGAGUGCUAGCCAGGAAGGCUACGACAACGUCGAGUGGAACAUCAGCAGUGAUAGCCAUCCUCCAUGGCUGCGCUUCCACCUGAGCAUCUCCCGCUGGCAGCUGUACCGUCAUCGGGACCCCAACAUGGAGCCACUGACCCGGCAGCUCGCCACAGACCGCAUUGUCAGUGCAGUGCAGAAGUCUGGAGGGACGCAACUUAAGCUCGUGAUGUCAUUUCCUAACUAUGGACAAGCCAUGUUUAAACCCAUGAAGCAGGCGAGAGAUGAAGAGACCAAUUAUAACCUCUUCUACUUCUCUGACUUUGAGAGACACAAUGCAGAAAUUGCAGCUUUUCACCUGGACAGAAUUUUGGGUUAUAGGAGAGUCCCUCCAGUGGUUGGGAGACUGGUGGAUGUGGUCAAGCAGAUCAAAGACGUCACUACCGACCACAAGCUGGCCCGAACCUUUUUUACCUCCCCUGUGGGUAAUGUGUGUUUCUAUGGCCAGUGCUCCUACUACUGUUCAACAGAGCACGCUGUGUGUGGCCGCCCCAGAAACCUGGAGGCCUCCUUGGCUGUCAUGUUGCCGGAUCUCUCCCUGGCGGCUCGCAGGACCUGGAGAUCCCCGUGGAGACGCUCCUACAGCCGCAGCAAGCUGGCAAUGUGGGAGUCAGACGCAAACUACUGUUCAACAGUGAAAAAGAGCCCGCCGUACGACAAAGGCACAAGACUAGUGGACUUCAUAGAUAUGGUCAUACUGGACUUCUUGAUGAGUAACAUGGACAGGCACCAUUAUGAAACUUUUGAGAAGUUUGGCAACAAUACUUUCCUACUACACCUUGACAAUGGGAGAGCAUUCGGGCGUCACUCCAAAGAUGAGCCUUCUAUCCUAACUCCUCUAAAACAGUGUUGCAGAAUCCGUCGAUCUACCUGGCUACGCCUCCGUCUGCUUUCUCUGCCUCAGUAUCGUCUCAGCGAUGUAAUGAGGGCCUCGCUCUCCCAUGAUCCUCUUCAUAGUGUGGCUGCACUGCUGUCAGAUCCCCACCUCGCUGCUCUCGAUCGGCGCUUGAAAACUGUGCUUAAGACUGUUAGUCAUUGCCAAAAGAGACGGAGUGAAGAUGGAGGUGAUGAUGAGGUCAUUUAUGACGACAUUAUCAACUUGAAAGAUAUGGUCACACCUGCUGGGUAGGAUGGCCUGAACCUCUGAUAACUGGUGACAAACAGUUUGAUAUUAGUUUUUGUAAUUUCUUGUUUGCAUUCUGUGACAAUAAUAAUUUCCCCCUAUGUUAAAAUACUGCUUUGACCGUCUUGACCUGUGUUGCUCCAUUUCAAAGUCGGCUUACAGAUAAUGUUAGAUGUACUUGUUUCAGUAAAAUCCCACAAUUUGA
Messenger RNA from Micropterus dolomieu (smallmouth bass), 1798 nucleotides. RefSeq names its product extracellular serine/threonine protein kinase FAM20C-like. Gene Ontology annotation, molecular function: phosphotransferase activity, alcohol group as acceptor. The coding region runs from base 1 to 1599 and encodes 532 amino acids. Gene Ontology annotation, cellular component: Golgi apparatus. NCBI's taxonomy places the organism in Eukaryota, Metazoa, Chordata, Actinopteri, Centrarchiformes, Centrarchidae. Gene Ontology annotation, biological process: protein phosphorylation. The record is from RefSeq and is a predicted model, not a curated record. The transcript has 11 exons.